Amphibalanus amphitrite is the source of this 430-nucleotide messenger RNA. RefSeq lists its product as uncharacterized. The annotation marks the transcript as partial. The transcript has a single exon. The record is from RefSeq and is a predicted model, not a curated record. NCBI's taxonomy places the organism in Eukaryota, Metazoa, Arthropoda, Thecostraca, Balanomorpha, Balanidae.
AUGGAACUCCUGACAUUCUGUGUCACCACCACCGCCUUCCAACUGGGCGAUGACUACUACCAACAAACUGAAGGAAUGGCCAUGGGUUCACCCCUGUCACCGGUGAUCGCCAACAUCUACAUGGAACACUUCGAGGAACUGGCCUUACAAACAGCACCACUGAAACCAUCCCUGUGGCUGCGAUAUGUCGACGACACAUUCGUCCUGUGGGACCAUCGCGAGGACAUAACACCGUUCCUAGACCACCUCAACAGCCUCCGACCCUCCAUCCAAUUCACAAUGGAAACAGAAGUCGACAACAAACUACCAUUCCUUGACGUCCAAGUGGAAAAAUCUGAGGAAGCAUUCAGAACAUCGGUCUACCGCAAACCAACAGCGACCGACCGCUACCUCAACUUCAAGUCACACCACCCAGACACAGUCAAGAAAG